ACAGCAGCCUACGUUUAUUUUCGCGGGAAAUCUUGUCUGCGGUGGUGUUUUCUUUGGAGGCCGUUUCUUUCACAGCUUAACUUUUUCCUAUCCGGUGUUUGAAUUAAAUCAAACCGAGCUUUUUUACCUAUAAAUUAUUGAUUGUAUUGUUUUAUCUGAACAGCAGCAGACAGCAAGGAAACAGGAUGAAGUAUUUCACCCGGCUGAGAGUCAGACGAGUCUACAAGUGGCGAGGAGAGCCUAUCAGUUUCAACAGGAAGUUAAAAACAUGUGAAUAUGCCUCGUUGGACAUUAGUGUGGAGGGUCUCCCCCGGGUCACUGUUAUUGAAACCGGCCAACACAUCCUCAUAGAGGGAGAAGAUGAAGACAACCCAUAUGUGGCCAAAGUCAUCCGGCUUUAUGGAGACGAGAACGGGAAACAAAAGAAAGUGGUGGUUCAGUGGUUUGCUCGUGUGUCUGAAGUGCCUUUGAGCAAGCUGAAGCUGCUGGGCAGAGAGCCUCACCCUCAGGAGAUCUUCUACUACCAGGGCCGCAGCUGUGAUGACGAGGUGAACGCCGAGUCCAUCCUCAGACCUGUGAAGGUACAGCGUCUGGAUGGAGCCGCUCCGUUCCCAGACUCUGAAGACCAGGACACCCUGUAUGUGAAGCUGUCCUGGGACUCAAAGAGCUUUAAGGGGGUUGACUCUGCUCAGGUGGAUUCUGAUCUUUCUCCAGAUUGCUCCUCUUGUCCGCCUCCCUAUUCCAGAUCCUCCUUCCCCCCAUCAACCCCUUGCUCUCCUCCUGCAGCGACUCCAGCGUCCCAAGGCCCGGCUUGGCGCGCCCUACCCACUCCGGACCUCGACAUCAUGCGCCGGGCAGCUAUUGGGGAAGUGAGAAACUACCAGGCCACAAUGAGCGCAGGGAAACCCAGACUUGCAGAAGCAGAGUCGAUGCACUCUGCCACCAAAAGGUCGGCCUCAAAAUGCCUGAGCGCCAAGAGGAGGAACCCCUCUGCAAGAACGCCCGGCAUCCGCAAGAAACUAGAGCUUAGCAGUCCAGAGAAGAGGUCUGUGAUCGCUGAGGACCUGAACCAGCUGCUGGACGAGGACUCAGAGUCGGAGCUGAUGUUGGCUCAGAGACUGUCGUCGUCUCCUCCUCUGGCUGUCAUGCUCAAACACAGCCUCACCCCCCCAAGGAAGAACCUGAAGCCAUCUGUCCUCCUCAACAAAAUGUGUCUGUCUGAAAUCAACAGUUCUCCAUCAUCAGACCACUCCACCAGUCCUCAGCAGGGGGAGUUGGUGAUGGACGAAGUGUUACCAAAUAUCUUUGUUAGGACACCCAGGAGAAGAAAUGCCACACCAAAGAAACCCACCAGGGGGCAGAAAGCUACCACUCCCUCAACAAAAAGGCAACUGCAAACACUGAAGGAACCCGCCCUGGAAAUGCUUGCUGAGGUGGAUAAUGAAUCCUCACCGUUUGUGGCGGUCACCGCCACACCGAGGAGCUCCAAGAGAAAGUCGGCCCAGUUGGUGUCCUCUCGAAUCAGAAAACAGCUGAAUCUUCUGGACAAGCAGGACCUCAACUCAGACGGAGAGGACGAAGACGAGUUUGUUCCAUCCAAAAAGGAACUCCAGAGCAGCAGUGAGGAUGAUGAUGAUGUGGAAAAGGAGGCAGGGCUAGAUAGCGAUGAGGAGGUGGUGGUUAAAAAAGGCAGACAUACUGCGGCAGGGUCUCGUACUUCUCGCUCCAAGCAGAGAACUCACACCUCCACCAGAACGCCGCGAAGAACCCCAAACAAGAAGUUCACACCCGGCACGCCACGGACUCCUCACCACGCCACUCCCAGCAUCCCCUGCAGGUUGAGACCAGCACAACAGCCCGCUAAUGUUCUAGAAGAGGCCAGACUGAGGCUGCAUGUGUCUUCAGUGCCAGAGUCUCUGCCCUGCAGAGAGCAAGAGUUUCAGGACAUCUACAGCUUUGUGGAGAGCAAAGUUGUUGACGGCACGGGGGGGUGUAUGUACAUCUCUGGUGUGCCAGGCACGGGUAAGACAGCCACAGUUCACGAGGUGAUGCGCUGUCUGCAGCAUGCCACCGAUGUGGACGAGAUCCCUCCUUUCCACUUCAUCGAGAUCAAUGGGAUGAAGAUGACAGAUCCUCAUCAGGCCUAUGUCCAGAUCCUUCAGAAACUCACAGGUCAGAAGGCCACGGCAGACCACGCAGCAGCUCUGUUGGAGAAGAGAUUCAGCAACCCUGCGCCCAGGAAGCAGAGCACCGUGCUGCUGGUGGACGAAUUGGACCUGUUAUGGACCAGGAAGCAGAACGUCAUGUACAAUCUGUUUGACUGGCCGACACGGCGCAACGCCCGCCUGGUUGUGCUGACCAUCGCCAACACUAUGGACCUGCCGGAGAGGAUCAUGAUUAACAGAGUGGCCAGCAGACUGGGUUUAACAAGGCUGUCUUUCCAGCCGUACAGCUUUAAACAGCUUCAGCAGAUCAUCACGUCCCGGCUGAACAAGGUGAAGGCCUUUGAGGAGGACGCACUGCAGCUGGCGUCCAGGAAGGUGGCCGCUCUGUCGGGCGAUGCUCGCCGAUGUUUGGACAUCUGCCGCAGGGCGACAGAGAUUUGCGAACACUCUGCUGCAGACACAGGAUUGGUGGGAAUGAGUGACGUGAUGGAUGCUCUGAAUGAAAUGUUUUCCUCCGCUUACAUCACUGCCAUCAAGUGUGUGUCGGUGCAGGAGCAGCUCUUCCUCAGGGCCAUCAUUGCAGAGUUUCGGCGGCUGGGAUUGGAGGAGGCCACUUUCCAACAGGUGUUUGUGCAGCAUCAGGCCCUUUGUCGGGUGGAGGGCCUGCAGCCUGUCAGCGUUUCCGAAGGUCUCGCUGUAUGUCAGCGUCUGGGGGCAUGCAGGUUACUGCUGUUGGAGCCCAGCCGCCUUGGGGUUCUGCAGCGAGUCCGCCUCAAUGUAAGCCAAGAUGACGUGCUCUACGCCCUCAAGGCCGACUAAAAGAGAUUACUUCUCACUCAUUUAUCUAAACUACGUUACAUAAAUAAGUUAAACACACUAAUAUACUGAAUCCAGUUUCUAAACCUAAAGACUUUUUUGCAGUUGUCUUUAUUUUAAAUGUGUCAAUUCCCCAGUUUAAUUUUAGAUUUUUCUCACUCUGCAAUUAUUUUUAACAUUGUAACUGCAUCUUUUUUUAUUUCUCAAUACCUGAAUAUGCAAUAAAAGUAUUAUUAUUAGCAACUCUUUAUUAUUUUCUUUUUUGGAAUGUUAGUAAUCAGUUGGGCCAGCAAGGCCUUCUCUGCUCCACUAUCACAAUAACAUGUAUUAAAUUAUUUCCUAAAGUC
This is a messenger RNA of Eleginops maclovinus (Patagonian blennie), 3328 nucleotides long. It is a transcript of the gene orc1, whose product is annotated as origin recognition complex, subunit 1. The transcript has 18 exons. Gene Ontology annotation, cellular component: nuclear origin of replication recognition complex. The record is from RefSeq and is a predicted model, not a curated record. Gene Ontology annotation, biological process: mitotic DNA replication checkpoint signaling; DNA replication initiation. Lineage: Eukaryota; Metazoa; Chordata; Actinopteri; Perciformes; Eleginopidae. Bases 186 to 2984 code for a protein of 932 amino acids. Gene Ontology annotation, molecular function: chromatin binding; ATP hydrolysis activity; ATP binding.